CCUCUCCCUCCAUCCCUCUCUCUCCCUCCUCGUUAUCGCUGUUGUCGUUUCGACAGUUUUGUUGUGGAAAAAUAAAAAUCGAAUGAAGCAGCGUAACUCAUUUGCACCGCUUUCAAAACCGGGAAUUUCGACUCACGUUCAGAGAGCAUCGCUGGAGAAAGUGGGGUCUCUACAAUGUCCACAGCGGAGCCGCGUGUGCACAUCCUGCCUGAGGGCUCUGCUGCUCAGAGCUGCUCAGAGACCAGGCUGGGGGGCGGAGUCAAGCCUCUGCACAGAUUCAUAAGAGGAGAGCCCAAGAGUGUGGGGAUCACGAUGCUCUUCCUCGGUCUCACUAUCGUUAUGACCGGAUUCGUAACCUGCAGAAUUGUGGAGAAGGAAAAUAUCAAUCUCCAGGCUUUCAUGAUCGGAGUGCUGUUCAUCACUUCAGGAAUUCUUUGUGUCGUCUGUGAAAAUAGACCAACAAAACAGCUGGUCACGGCAUGUUUGGCUGUGAAUAUCGUCAGUAUUUUAGUGUCGCCCUUCGCAGUCAUUCGUCAGAUGACUCUGGUGUAUCUCACAGAUAUGCAUUUUGUACACCAUGAAAACUAUACUGAUAUAGAUAACUGUACUGAGGACUGCUGGUCAGAAGAACUUCAUCACUCUGUGAUCGGUACUUAUGGGCUCUUGACUUCCUACAUUCUGAGCGGAAUGGUGCUCCUGAUUGUGAUGUCAGCGUUUGCUUGCGCUGGCCUCAGGCCCAGCCAAUCACAGGUCGUUGUUGUUAUGAAUACGAAACCGACAGCUGACAAUUAACAUCGACUCUCUCUCUCUCUAUAUCCCUCCCCCAUCUCUCCUCUCUAUCCCUGUCUCUCCCCCUCUCUCCCACUCCUCUCCUCGCUCCCCUCUAUCCAUCUCUCCCCUCCUCUAUCCCUCUCCUCCUCCUCUCCUCUCUCCCCUCUAUCCGUCUCUCUCCCACUCCUCUCCUCUCUCCCCUCCUUUAUCCCUCUCUCCCCCUCCCCUCCUCUAUCUCUGACUCUCUCCCACUCCUCUCCCAUCUCUCCCCCUCCUCUCCUCCCAUUCUCCUCUCAUCCCUUUCUCCCCUCCUCCCUCUUCUCUCCAUCAGCAGAGCCAUCUCAAGCUCAUAGACCCAUAUACAUGCCUAUAUCCUUCAUUACAUAUUGAAAAGCUUACAUAUAUUUCUAGAUUGAAAAUUUCAAAUAUAUCUAUAUAUGUACGAAAUGCAUAAUCAAUAAAAAUAUACACAAACAGUUGUAUGUGGUGUGUAA
Messenger RNA from Acipenser ruthenus (sterlet), 1265 nucleotides. RefSeq lists its product as uncharacterized. The record is from RefSeq and is a predicted model, not a curated record. NCBI's taxonomy places the organism in Eukaryota, Metazoa, Chordata, Actinopteri, Acipenseriformes, Acipenseridae. The transcript has 7 exons. The coding region runs from base 175 to 792 and encodes 205 amino acids. Gene Ontology annotation, cellular component: membrane.